GCAAUAAAUCAAGGACCUUUUAAAAUGAUGGGAUAUAUUUCUAUGAUGGAAAAUAAAACUUCUCAAAAUCAAUUAUCAAAUUAUUAAUGUAAAAAGUUUCCAUACACAAUCUACUAUAUUAUGUUAAUUAAAUGUCAAUAAUUAACACGAUAAGAAAUGUAUGUUCUACGUCCCAACACGUGACAAUAAAGUUCUCAAUACAGCUGUGAAAACACAAAACAAUAAUCAGAUAGAAAGGACCAUCUGCUGUCCAGGCAAUAUAAAGACUGGUAGAAAAAGUGGCCAUGUUGGCAGUGGCAGUGGUAGUAGUAGUGGAAAAAAGGUAGUGGGAGCGUUGAACGUAUUUAACUGAGCAUCCAAUGCUGUUCUGUCGGACCAGUUCGAGUCUCUUUCUGAGUGGAACCACUUCCCACUCUUCCCAGGCGCGAUGCGGAAACAUAAUAUCACGUUGUUCGUACUCUUAUUGUCUCUACUGUGCGUGACACACGGCUUUAACAGAAGGAGGAGACAAAGAUUCACGUCCAAUGAGUUUGAUGUCUUGAUGUUCACUCAACGAUGGCCACCAACAGCUUGUUUCGUAUGGAAGGAAAACUCGGAAUCACGUAGUUGUUCGUUGCCUAAACGCGAAGAAUGGACUAUUCACGGAAUUUGGCCGACGAAAUAUCACACGAUAGGCCCAGAAUAUUGUAACGACUUGCCAUUUAACCCGAAUAUGCUGGCACCCUUGGAAAGCGAAUUAAAAGAAAACUGGAUUGAUAUCCAAAACGGGUCCAGGCCCUACACAUUCUGGAAACACGAAUGGGAUAAACAUGGCACCUGCGCAAUUACGGUACAGGCUUUGAACAGUGAAUACAACUACUUCCUGGCAGCCCUAAACCUACUCGACACCUACAACAUGAUAGAUGUACUUGCGAAAGCGAGUAUUUUGCCAGGUCAGAGGUACAUGGUGCAAGAUAUAUUGGCAGGAAUUGAAAAAGUGUUGGGUAAACGAAGUCAAGUCAUGUGUGCGAAGAACGAGAAAACAGGUGAAUCGUACAUGGUCGAGAUAAGGACUUGUUUCGACAAGACGUUACAAUUGGUUGACUGUGAUGGCAUCGUUAGUUUUCCUACGAACUGCAAUAGGCGUGAACCAAUAACCUAUCCUAGUAAUGUACCACGUUAUUAUAAUGUAAUACAGAUAUAAUAAUAGUACUAGAAAAAUAUCAUGUGCAAAAUAGAUAAAAUUAUUAAAUAAUGUUACAUCAUAUCAUACAUCAUGUACAUGACAUAUACGUUCAAAUCAAGAUUGUCACAAUAAGUAAUCGUAAUAUAGUUCUGUACGAAAUAAUAGAAUUAUAUAGCUAGUUUAAAUAAUAUUUAAAAUAAUUAAGUAAAAAAGAUGUAUUUUUAGACUAAGACAUUUACCAGAAUGCUUUUUGCAUAAUCAUGCACGCUUAUAAUAUCAGUUUAAAUAAUAUAGUUUAAAUGUUACAAACGAUAGAAAAUUCUCAACUUGGUUUUCAUCACCUGAACUUUUAAUCAUAAUUGAUCUGCACACGUAAAAAACAAGUUACAAAGAAAUCAGUUUCGAAAAUCGAAAAGAACUUUGUGUAUUACAGAGAAUAUGCUUAUAACGAAGAAUAUUAUAUUGGUGAAUGUCUUAUUAUAAUAAAUCUGUAUGAUAAU
Messenger RNA from Ooceraea biroi (clonal raider ant), 1665 nucleotides. Its product is annotated as ribonuclease Oy. NCBI's taxonomy places the organism in Eukaryota, Metazoa, Arthropoda, Insecta, Hymenoptera, Formicidae. Gene Ontology annotation, molecular function: ribonuclease T2 activity; RNA binding. Gene Ontology annotation, biological process: RNA catabolic process. Gene Ontology annotation, cellular component: extracellular region. The record is from RefSeq and is a predicted model, not a curated record.